GCACGGCUUGCAUCUUUCUCCCUCUAAGUCCUUCGUAGCAUAGCAAGUGUCCAUGUCGGCAAAAGAUGAUCCUUCACCAGAGGAGCAGGCGACUACUAGCGCUGUUUCGUUGCAAUCUCCAUUCUGUGCUAUCUGUUCAACCAAACCUGCAGUCUAUACCUGUCCCCGCUGCUCCAUUCGGACAUGCUCUCUGCUAUGCUCGACAGCUCACAAGACCCGCGAUGAGGGGUGCUCCGGGGUGAGGAACAAGGCAGCCUAUGUUCCCAUGAACCAAUAUGGCUACAUGGCGCUCAUGAGCGACUACACAUUCCUGGAGGAUGUGGGAAGGAGAGUUGGCGACUGGGGGCGGGAGAUUGUGCAGGGCAGAUACACGGCGAGUACCCAAGAGGUUGGGCGCGUUCGGGCCACUCCGAUGAGGAGCCGCGGUCGGGGGCGUGGGAUGAGGGGAGGACCCGCUGGUGGUGGCAAACUCAGAUCGAAGCGUGAGGUGCUGAAGAUGUCACUCGACUUCCGGGACAUUGAGAUGGAACUGCUGCCGAAUGGUAUGGAAAGACGAAUACUCAACCAGUCGACAUGGGAUUUCAAAAACCGGACUGCCCUCCUUACUGUUGAGUUCAGGUUCCACCCUCCUCGAGACCCGUUAGCUCCUUCCUCCCAAGCGUCCAGUCCACCCUUCACGUUGUUGACACACCGCAAUGCGCUUGAAAAAUCUCUGCUUUCACUCUUGCAAGAUCAAAUGAACGAGCGAGGGAAAUCCAAGAAGGCUGACCCUCUUCCGUCGUGGAUACAUUCGCUUGUCUUUCCUGACGUAGAUGUCCCUGACGCUUUCAUGCCGCCAACUUGUGUGAUGCGCACACCGCUUGACCCUCUGUCAUCUCUGAAAACACGCACGGGUUACGGCGCUCCACGCCCUGGUCACAUUAUUUGCGAAGGCUACUACAAACUUGAUCCCUCGCAGUCCCUCGGAGCCAACCUGAAGCACAAGAACUUUGUAGAGUUUCCGACCAUAGAGGUCUGGGAGGAUGGCAUAUUCCACGGGACUAUAGUCGAUCAUCAAGGCAUUGUUCUCCAUGGCGAUGAGGAACCUCAGCCGAAGAGGCGGAAGCUCAGUGCAAAGGCCGGCAAGAAAGCCAUCACAGGAUUGUUGACUGGCUACGGGAGUGACGAUGAAGACGGCAGGGAGAAGGAGGAGCAGAACGUGCUCGACUUGCUCGGCGGGUAUGCUGGCAGUGACGACGACGCAGAUACACAGCGUGAACCGAACUCUGGCCCGCCGGGAAAUGCUAACACUUUGGGAGACGACGAAGCGUAUGACGAUGGGCUAUGCGACGAGGAUGCCGAAGGCGAGACGGACGAUGAGUUCCAGGCAGAGCCAGAAGACAUAGCGACGUUGCUUGAACAGCUCCGCCAGGCAGGCGCGCUCCGAGACCCUAGAGCAGCCAGCGCACUACCUGGUUUCGCGGAUGGUGAUGACGAGGAGGUCGAUUGGGGCGACUCGAGCGAGGAAGAACAAAACGAUGACGGAUAGAGCUCCUGUGCGACUGUUUUGUUUCUGUAUAUUGCGCCUUGCAUAUAGACCAAUGACUUGUUCGAGGAUGAUCAUACAUCCUGUCG
Messenger RNA from Laetiporus sulphureus 93-53, 1614 nucleotides. RefSeq lists its product as uncharacterized. Bases 53 to 1528 code for a protein of 491 amino acids. Gene Ontology annotation, biological process: snoRNA localization; box C/D snoRNP assembly; maturation of LSU-rRNA from tricistronic rRNA transcript (SSU-rRNA, 5.8S rRNA, LSU-rRNA). Gene Ontology annotation, cellular component: pre-snoRNP complex; nucleus. NCBI's taxonomy places the organism in Eukaryota, Fungi, Basidiomycota, Agaricomycetes, Polyporales, Laetiporaceae. The transcript is spliced from 2 exons. The record is from RefSeq and is a predicted model, not a curated record.